Messenger RNA from Protopterus annectens (West African lungfish), 2463 nucleotides. Its product is annotated as extracellular calcium-sensing receptor-like. Bases 1 to 2463 code for a protein of 820 amino acids. The record is from RefSeq and is a predicted model, not a curated record. Gene Ontology annotation, molecular function: G protein-coupled receptor activity. Gene Ontology annotation, cellular component: membrane. Lineage: Eukaryota; Metazoa; Chordata; Ceratodontiformes; Protopteridae. Gene Ontology annotation, biological process: G protein-coupled receptor signaling pathway. The transcript has 6 exons.
AUGUACAGUUCACCAUCUCCAGCCAAGGACAUGCGAACUGGUUCUGCCAGGAAUGUCACUGGCACCACCAGGCCAAGCUUCAUCAUACCAAUGUUUAAAAUGAUGCAGGGCAUGAUUUAUGCAAUUGAAGAAGUCAACAGCAAUCUACAUCUCUUACCAAACAUCACCCUGGGCUUCAGCAUUUAUGAUUCCUGUGAUACAAUAAAAAGAGCUCUUGAAGGAACUCUGUGGUUACUUUCUGGCCAUGGAGAGACAAUACCUAACUAUCUUUGCCAAAGAAAGCCUCCGAUAACUGCAAUUAUUGGAGAGUCACGAUCCCAGGUUUCAAUUCCAAUGGCUCGUAUACUAGGAUUAUACAUGUUUCCUCAGGUUAGCUAUGGCUCUGGUGCUUUGACGCUGAAUGACAAAAGGCAGUUUCCAUCUUUUCUACGGAGUGCAGCUAGCAGCUACCUGAAGUACAGUGCUGUGGCUCGGAUGUUGCUUCAUUUUGGGUGGAACUGGGUAGGGCUUCUUGCAGAAGAUGAUGACUAUGGUCAGCAGGUCAGCCAAGUACUGAAGGAUCGGUUUACCAGAAGUGGUAUAUGCCUUGAAUUUUUUGAGAUGCUUCCAGUUGUUGGCAUGGAACAGAGAACUGGUUAUUUGGUUGAAACAAUUCAGCACUCUUCAUCAAAUGUGAUUGUGGUUACGUCAUCUGAUAGCAGACUGCAGCCUCUGAUGCAAGAGCUUUCAAGCAGAGGCAUUGCUGGAAAAGUGUGGGUUGGCAAUGAGGAAUGGCCUGAUUCAUUAUUGUUCUUCAAGCCAGAGUUCCUAAAAAUACUACAAGGCACAAUAUGGUUUUCAGUGCACACUGGGGAGAUGCCAGGAUUCAAAGAUUUCCUUUAUAGAAUCCAUCCCACUAAUGUAACAGGGAACCAUUUCACCAAAAUAUUUUGGGAAAAUGUAUUCAGCUGCAAAUGGCUUAAUUCAGUGAAUGGGAACAUAUCGGAUACUAAAAUCUGUACAGGCAAUGAAAACUUGCAUGAUCUUAACAUACCCUUCUUUGAUGUGUCAAAUCUGGGCUACACAUAUAAUAUAUAUCCAGCAGUCUAUGCAGUAGCACAUGCUUUGCAUGAUCUUUAUUCUUGCCAGCCUGGAUCUGGCCCAUUUCUAAAUAGAACAUGUGUAAAUGUUAAUACUUUUGAACAUUGGCAGCUAUUCCAUUAUCAAAAAAAUGUCCAUUUUGCCAACAUUAUGGGGGAAGAGAUCUUUUUUGAUGAGACUGGUAACCCACCUGAUGCUUAUGACAUUUUCAACUGGCAGGUGACUGUUAAUACUACAGUUAAAUUCUCAAAGGUGGGCAGCUUUGACUCCAGGGCAUAUGAUGGCCAUGACCUUCUGAUUCAUGAUAAAGACAUUAUGUGGCAUGAAAAAUGGAUGCAGAUCCCAACCUCUGUCUGCAGUACCAGCUGCUCUCCUGGCUUUCGAAAGGCCAGUCAGCGGGGAAGACCAGUCUGCUGUUUUGUCUGCAUACCAUGUUCAAAAGGAGAAAUUGCUAACCAAACUGACUCAACAGAAUGCCUGUCUUGCCCAUAUGAUCAGUGGCCCACAGAAUCAAGGGAUAAAUGCAUUGAGAAAUCUGUAGAAUUCCUCUCCUACAAUGAUCCACUAGGAUUAGCGCUCGCCUUCAUCUCCUCCUUCAGUGCUGUGCUACCUGCAGCUAUCCUCAUCAUCUUCAUCAAAUACCAUAACACUCCUGUUGUAAAGGCCAAUAAUCGUGAUAUAAGUUAUAUCUUGCUUGUUGGACUCAUGCUUUGUUUUUUAUGCUCGCUGGUAUUCAUUGGGCAUCCCACUACAGGAACGUGCAUGAUUCGCCAAGCUGCUUUUGGUGUCAUUUUUGUCCUUUGUGUUUCCUGUGUGUUAGCAAAAACUGUGAUGGUGGUUAUUGCAUUCAAUGCUACAAAACCAAAUAGUAACUUAAAAAAGUGGGUUGGGCCAAAAUUACCAAAUUCUAUAGUAUUUGUGUGUACCAUUGUCCAGAUUAUUAUAUGUUCUGUCUGGCUAGCUACCUCCCCACCUUUUCUUGAGUUAAACCUCAAAUUACAAACAGGGGUGAUAAUAGUUCAGUGUAAUGAAGGUUCCCCCACUGCAUUUUGGUGUAUGUUAGGAUAUGUUGGCCUUUUGUCAAGUAUCAGCUUUGCAGUUGCUUUCUUGUCUAGAAACCUCCCUGAUAGUUUCAAUGAAGCUAAAUUUAUUACUUUCAGCAUGAUUGUCUUUGUAAGUGUGUGGUUAUCUUUUAUCCCAGCAUAUCUAAGCACACAAGGCAAGUAUAUGGUAGCUGUUGAAAUUUUUGCUAUAUUUUCAUCUAGCGCUGGUUUGCUGGCAUGUAUAUUCUUUCCAAAAUGCUACAUAAUUUUACUGAGGCCCACUAUGAACACAAAAGAAUAUUUAAUGGGAAAAGGAAUACAGAAUAAUAAAUGUAUAUAA